Molecule: messenger RNA, 1344 nt
Organism: Penicillium verhagenii
Lineage: Eukaryota; Fungi; Ascomycota; Eurotiomycetes; Eurotiales; Aspergillaceae
Product: bifunctional nucleoside/nucleotide kinase/histidine phosphatase family protein
Exons: 3
Coding region: 1-1344 (447 amino acids)
Biological process (GO): fructose 2,6-bisphosphate metabolic process; fructose metabolic process
Cellular component (GO): cytosol
Molecular function (GO): fructose-2,6-bisphosphate 2-phosphatase activity; 6-phosphofructo-2-kinase activity; ATP binding
Source: RefSeq, a predicted model, not a curated record
AUGGCUCCAAACUUACCUCCUAUCAAGUCAGAUGAUUCCAAAAUUUGCGUGGUCAUGGUUGGCCUCCCAGCGCGGGGCAAGAGUCUCAUAGCUGGAAAGGCUAUGCGAUAUCUGGCCUGGGUGGGCAUUCCAGCUCGUGUAUUCAACGUUGGCAGCUAUCGGCGCCAUAACACUCCCCAGCCAGAGGCCACUUUCUUCGAUCCCCACAAUGCUGAGGGUGAGCGCAUGCGCCGGGCGGCCGCUGAGGCCGCCAUGUCUGACAUGCUGGCUUGGUUCCAAGCCGGCAAGGGCGUGGUUGCCAUUUUAGAUGCAACCAAUUCCACAAAGGAACGCCGAAAGUGGAUUCAUGAGCAGUGUGCUGCUGCCGAUAUCGAGACACUCUUCGUUGAGUCAAUUUGUGAUGACGAAGAUCUCAUCAUGAACAAUAUUCUAGAAGUCAAGACCACUUCGCCGGAUUACAAGGGUCAGGACCCUGAGUUGGCCGCCCAGGAUUUCCGGAAGCGUAUUGUCAACUAUGAAAAAGCUUACGAGACGAUUGGCGAUGGCGAAAAGUCCUACACUUAUGUCAAGCUCAUCAAUGUUGGAUCAACUGUUAUCAUCAACCAGAUCAAGGACUAUUUGUCAAGUCGUCUGGUGUACUACAUUCAAAACCUGCACAUCAAGCCCCGAUCAAUCUGGCUAUCUCGACACGGUGAAUCGGAAUAUAAUCUUACAGGCCGUAUUGGCGGUGACUCCAACAUCUCAGAGCGUGGUGAAGCCUACGCUCGCGCUCUACCCGAGCUAAUGCGCAAAUCCGGAAUUCCCGAGAACACCAAGAUUGUCAUCUGGACCUCAACCCUCCGCCGUACCAUCCAAUCUGCCCGGCACCUCAAAGCCGAAACUGGCUUCGAGAAACUAGAAUGGAAAGCGCUAGACGAGCUGGACUCGGGCGUCUGUGAUGGCCUCACCUAUGAAGAAAUCGCCGAGGAGUACCCAGAGGACUUUGCUGCUCGUGACGAAGACAAGUACAACUACCGUUACCGUGGUGGCGAGUCCUAUCGCGACGUCGUGAUCCGUUUGGAACCCAUCAUCAUGGAGUUGGAGCGCAGUGAGAAUGUGAUUAUCGUUACGCACCAGGCUGUAUUGCGUUGUAUUUAUUCAUACUUUAUGAAUGUGCCGCAGGAGAAGAGUCCGUGGAUGGAGGUUCCUCUGCACACGUUGAUUAAGCUUACGCCUCGUGCGUAUGGUACAGAAGAACAACGCUUUAAAGCAGGCAUAUCUGCUGUGUCUACGUGGCGUGGGAAGGGAAGUUCGGCGAAGCACCAGGACUUCCCAGCUGAUAUCGAGGGACAGGAAAAGAAAUAA